AUGUCGCUCGCCUCGCAAACCGCAGCUCGCUGCUGCCGACAGAUUGUCCGCCCCUCCGCCUCGCUGCGUCUCUCGUCCUCCACAUACCUGUCUCAGCGAACAAUUACCCGGAGAUGGCAGUCCACCGAGGCGGAGGCCGCUGCUCCUGCCAACCCCAAGAUCAACCAGAUUGUCGACCAGAUCAGUCAAUUGACUCUGUUGGAGACGGCAGACCUCGUGUCUACCUUGAAGACCCGCCUUAACAUCCCCGAUCUCCCCGUUGGCGGUUUCGCCAUGGCCCCCGGCGCCGGACAGGCCGCUGCCCCCGUCGAAGAAGAGGAGGCUGCCCCCGCCGCUCAGGAAAAGACCCUCUUCAACCUGAAGCUCGAGUCCAUUGACGCGGCCUCCAAGGCCAAGGUCAUCAAGGAGAUCAAGACCAUGCUCGGCCUGUCUCUCGUCGACAGCAAGAAGUUCGUUGAGUCUGUGCCCAAGGUCCUGAAGGAGUCUGUGCCCAAGGAGGACGCCGAGAAGAUCGUCGAGACUCUCAAGGCUGUCGGUGCUAAGGCCGUCAUGGAGUAA
Molecule: messenger RNA, 558 nt
Organism: Aspergillus affinis
Lineage: Eukaryota; Fungi; Ascomycota; Eurotiomycetes; Eurotiales; Aspergillaceae
Product: mitochondrial 54S ribosomal protein bL12m
Exons: 2
Coding region: 1-558 (185 amino acids)
Biological process (GO): translation
Cellular component (GO): ribosome
Molecular function (GO): structural constituent of ribosome
Source: RefSeq, a predicted model, not a curated record